Sitophilus oryzae (rice weevil) is the source of this 4452-nucleotide messenger RNA. Its product is annotated as myosin-11-like. The transcript has 31 exons. The coding region runs from base 194 to 4342 and encodes 1382 amino acids. The record is from RefSeq and is a predicted model, not a curated record. NCBI's taxonomy places the organism in Eukaryota, Metazoa, Arthropoda, Insecta, Coleoptera, Curculionidae.
AUUAAACUUUGUUUUGUUAUUCUAUUUUUAUGCUCUAGUUUAAAAUUAUUUAUUUUUAGUUUUAGUCUAUAAAAUAAAUUAAAAAUAACUUUGUGCAAUAAAAGUGUUUGGGUUCUACCAAUUAGAGAAGCCGUAGUAUUUGUUAGGAAUACAAGAAUAUAAAGAAUAUAUCUUCAAGUUAGAAGGCUAUGAAAUGUCUCUAAACCAGUCUCGAGGAUGCCCUGUAUCAGUGGGCAAUACUAUUUGUGGAGAAGCAAACUCCCUUGAUAUCAUGAAAGAGUUUAAUCGACUUUAUGAGGAUAAGAUGCAGCAAGUAGACUCUGAAGCUGGUGGAGACUGCUCACAGGAGAAAAUUAAAUUACAACAAGAAUGGAUAAGAAAUUUAACACAGCAAAAUGAAAUGUUGGUUAAAGCAGUACAAGAACUUGAAUAUGAAGCUACAGAGAGAGUAAAACAAUUAGAAGACAAACUUCAGAAAAGUGCUCAGUGUUUAUGUGAAGUGAUGAGAAAAUACAGAGAACAUGAUUUUACAACAGACUUAUUAAGUGAGCCUUUGCAGAAAAUAUCUAAUUUGGAAGAUGACAUAAGAAACGUUUUAGAGUUUAUUCGCAGAAUAAGAGAGAAUGGAGAUUGGAAUACUGAUGGUCUGUUUUUUCACAAGAUUAAAAAUGUAGAUCUGCUAGGAACCAAUACAGCAAGUGUUAAAGAGAUUACAACAACAAGCGGUACUGAUGAGGGUGAAAAAUUGUUAAAUGAAAAAGAGAGGACUGUUAUUGAUUUGACGGAAAAACUGCACUACUAUAAAACCUUUGGAGAUGUGGAGAGUAUGGCUAAGGAAUUAGAAUGUAAACGAGAAGAAUACAAUUCUUUGAAAGAAACUUCACAAGUUAUCAUUAGACAAAAAGAAAAUUUAUCAGAGAAGAUUAGUACAGUAGAGAAAGAGAAUUUGUCUUUGAAAGAUACGCUGCAAGCGGAAAAAGGACGCAUUGAAGAAUUAGAAGGACAAUUUAAAGAAUUUCUGAUAAGUAGAGAUGAUUUGAAGCAUAAAAAUAAGAUUCUCGAGAAACGAAUUAAACAACUUAACAAAGAAAAGGAAGGCGUGGCCUGCGAAUGCGAAGCUUUAAAGGGAGAAUUAAGAAUUGCUCACCAAGAAAAUGAUAAACUAUUGGCUGAUAUUCGUAACACACAUGGACAACUUAAUAAUAUUCGAUUGGAAUCGGCAAAGUGUCAGUGUGCCAUGAAGGAUAUCAUUGAAGAGAAUAAGAAAGCUAUUGAGCAAAUUCUGACUUUGAACGAAGAGAACAGAACUUUAAGUCAUAGCAUAGAGGUUUUGAGGCAGAGAAAUGAAGUAACCACUAGCUUUACCCAAGAUGAGAUAAGUAAACUAACUGAUACAAUUGAAGAAUUACAUUUAAAUUUAGAGAGGACAAAAAUUGCCCAAGAAGCAGAAGAGAGGAGCCAUCAAAAUGAAAUAGCGGAACUGAAUAAUACUAUUCAUAGUUUGGAAUAUGACAUAAAAGACCUUCAGGAAAGAUCGGAUAGGGAAACAAAGAUAUGCAAAAUAUGCCGAGGAAGAUCGAAGGUGGGGUUCUUGGAAACGACAGAGGUGCAAGUCAGUUUGGGGACUAAAGAAUCCGAAAUACGCAAGGCUUUAGAUGAAGUGAAUCAUUUAAAAUCAAACAUGAGGGUUGAGAUCGAGAGAAAAGACGACGAGAUAAAGUUGUUAAGGUCUAAAGUGAACGAACUGGAGUUGGCGUUAAGGUCUUGCGAAGAGCGAGCUACCAACCUUCAAGAAGCGGUUACACUUUAUUCGAAUUCUAUAAAUAUACUGGAGUCUGCGGAAAAGCAAGCUAACGUUCAGAUUCAACAACAAAAAGUGACUAUAACAAACCUUCAACAAGCAUUGGUAGCGGCAAAACAUGAAUUGGAAGAAAUAACUAAAAAAUACCAGGACAACAUAUUUCAGGAAUUUAAUGGCCAAAAGAUUAUUAAAAUGCUAGAAAGUGAAUUAAAUGACGUUCAAUAUGAAUACGACGCUGUAAGAUAUCAAUUGGAGUUAAUUAGUACUGAACAUCAACAAUUACAAGACAACAGUUUUGACUUAGAAGUGGACCACUGUGAUAGUUUGCAAGAUAUAGAUAUGUUAGAGGAUCAGUUAAACAAAUAUAAAAGUAUAUUAAAGGGAACUGAGGCCGAGUGUAAUCGUUUUAAAGAUCAAAUUAAAAAACUUUCCAAACAGAAAUGCUGUUACGAAGAGAUUAUUACUUAUUUUAAGCAUGAGAUGGGUUUAAUGGCUGAACAACUCAAUAAUCUACAAGAAUUAUUGACACUUUCAAACGAAUCGGCCCAUCAAGAAUCAAGUAAAAUUAUGCAAGCGUUCACGGAAGUGCAGACAUUAAACGAAAAAUUAUCUAACCAGUUGUGUGCUUGCGAAGAAAAAGUCCAGCUCGAAUCUCAAACCAAUCAGCUUCACGAGGCGAAGAUCACCGAACUUCAGCAACUCAUCAACGAGAAAGAACUGGACUUGACCAAACACGACCGAGCAAUCUUAAACAUUCGUCAAACUCUCAACGAAUCGUUGAAACAAAACGAGGAACUGCAAAACACUAUAUUUGAGCUAAACAAAACCAUACUCGAUUUGCAAGAGGCAGUGAAAAGAUACGAACAAGAGAACGGCGAUAGCCGGAAAAGUACUAUGGAAUUCCAACAGCAAAUAGGAAGCUACUGUAACAGAUUGGAGGAAUUAAAAAGAGGCAUGGACGACAAAAAUGCAGAAUGUCUAAAAUUGGAAAUGGCUUACAAUAACGAGAAGAGAGCUUUGAAAGCUGCACAAAAGCAACUUCAGGAAACGGAAAGGCAACAGCAGGAAAAUCAGAUGGAACUGAUUGGUUCUUUGGAAGACUUAAAGCGUAAAUUGGCGGAUAGUAGUGAGAACAAUAAUAAAUUGUCCGAGGAGUGUGAGACGUUGCAGAAGCAGUUGGCAAAUUUGACCAGAAAAGAAGCUGUAAAGGAUUUGGAGAUAAAGAGAUACAGGAAAAUUGUAGGAGAUUUGAAAAAAACUAUGAUGGAACUUAAUUCCGAGUUAAACAAAAACUUGAUUCAAAAAGAACUUAAAGCAAGUUGUAAAAGUAGUACUUGUAAUCGAAGUAGUGAUCAGACGUCUAAAAGCCAAGAGAUUUGCGAUAGUUGUCCAUGUGAAGUUGAGUUCUACCACAGAAUGAUAGAUAUGCUCAAAAAAUCGGUGAUUGAUUUGAAACGUUUGCUGAACGAAACCGAAGAGAAAAAUACCAAUUUAGAACAAGAAGUAAAACAGAAAGACGUACAAAUAUCCGAUCUUAAACAAGCAAAUGAUGAACUGAACCAACAGAUUCAACAAUCUGAUUCGAAUGACGCAAACAUAUCGAAUCUCGAAAAAGAAAUCGAUCGUCUGAAGCAGGAGUUGGAAGUUAAGACGUCACAGCUGGACGAUGUAAAAAAGACCGCUCAGGAAAUCAACGGUUCUAAAUGUAUCCAAUUGGCUUGUGCCCAAGAGGAAAUGGCGAGUUUGAAGACUGAAAUAAGCAAUAUUUUGAAUAGGCAAUAUAGCUUAAAACGUGAGAACGAAGAAAUGCAGAAGCAGACAGCUCAGUUUCAUUGUAGCAUUAAUUGUCUAAGUGAACAAAAUAAAGUGUUGAAAGAACAAAUCGAGCAGUACGUUGUUCGUAUGAAGAAUUUGAAUACCGAAAAGGAAACGUUGGUAAGGAAAAAUAGGGAAUUGCUGAACGAAUUAAGAUCGUUACAGUCGACGACUUUUAGUAUGGACAAGCAACAACGGCAUGCAAUCGACUCACUCAAACAAAUGGAAUCCGACGUAGAAGAUUUAAAACAAAACAAAGAGGAAAUAUGUUUGGAGAGUAAAAACGUUAUUAAAAAUGUUAGAGCUUGGGUAGAGGAACAAAAAAUAAUUAACGAUCUUAUCAUCAAAAGGGAACAGAUGUAUUUGGAUACAAUUAAAAAAAUGAGCGCCGACAAACAACCAGCUUGCAAAAAGGUAACGGGGCCCAGACCCUGUACCAAAAGAUAUGUAGAUUUCAAACAGACUACUCCCUGGACAUCACCGUGCAGUUUAGGGUCACAAGGUACCGCUUCAGUUUAUGACGACAGUCCCCCGGCUAGUCCUGAUGUUUACAGUGGUAAUGACUGGUAUUCAUCAACAUUUAAGACUGAAUCUGAAAAUGACUCUGGGGAGGAAUAUUGUGUCAAUACUUUGGAAAAUUUAACGCAACAAAUGAGAAAUACCAGUAAAAUGUGGAAUGAAAAGCGCGCAUGUACCGACUGUAAAUUUGCCAAAGAAAAAAAGUGAUUGUGAAUAAUUUAUUUAUAUUAUUUUUUGUAAGAUAUUUAUAUUUUCUAUUUAUAUAUUUAUAACAAACGUCUAACUUAAGUAUUGUGAAACUAAUUUUUUAUACAUUA